Ochotona princeps (American pika) is the source of this 14650-nucleotide messenger RNA. It is a transcript of the gene DNHD1, whose product is annotated as dynein heavy chain domain 1. Gene Ontology annotation, biological process: microtubule-based movement. Gene Ontology annotation, cellular component: dynein complex. The record is from RefSeq and is a predicted model, not a curated record. Gene Ontology annotation, molecular function: ATP binding; minus-end-directed microtubule motor activity; dynein light intermediate chain binding. Lineage: Eukaryota; Metazoa; Chordata; Mammalia; Lagomorpha; Ochotonidae. Bases 1 to 14649 code for a protein of 4882 amino acids. The transcript is spliced from 45 exons.
AUGACAGCUGCUCUCCCCGACCCCCUCUCCCCGGGCAGGCAGCCCCCCCAGGUGGGCGCGGGUCCCGCCCCUCCUGGCGGAGAUCCCCGGGCUGGCCCCGCCCACACUCGGCCUGGCCCCGCCCCUCUGAAGCUGCAGAGGCUCGGGCCUGUGAGCCUCAGCCGGCUCCUUUGUCCCUUCUUCCCCUCGGCGGCGUCCCCCACCCAGCUUCCCCGCCGAGUUCUUCAGCUGUGCGGCCUCCUGGAAUUUCUGUCCAGCAGACCUCCUCAGCCUCCCUUCUCCUAUUCCUCUCUUGGGCCGGGUUCUGCAGGUGAAGCUCAGCCGGUGAGAGCCUGGAACUGGCAGUUGAAUCCUGAACUGUGGGCAAGGUCACUUCGGCAGCAGUUGCAAGCCCAGCUCCUCUUGGUCAAGGAAGAGGAGUGGGUAGGUACGUCUCCUGGCAAAACAUCAUCUGAUGUCAUUGAGUCUUGGCAGUCCAUAUGUGUCCUGCGCAGCAAAGAGCAGCCCAAGGCUCUUCAGAAAAAACAGAGGCAGUUCCUGCAGGCAGUGCCUGAGACAGAGCAGCCCACAGUACUGGAACUCCUGCUGGCUGAGCUCAAAGCUCUGUUCUCAGCCACGCUCCAGGACCGCAGCCCCGCAGCUUGGCGCUACCUGCAUGCAGUACUGGGUCUGCUGCCUCCGUACCGUGAGUUAUUUGUUGGUCACCUGGAUUUACUGCCCUUCCUGGAGCAGCUGUACUGCUGGGCACCCUGGGUCCAGUGCCACCUCCAGCUAGACCUGCUAACUGCCAUAGAUCAGGCCUUUCCCCCAGACUACUCUUUGUUAGACAGUGCCUCCCAUAUUGACUGUGGCCCCCAAAAGAAGUUCUAUCAUAAGCAUCCCUGCCCAGUCUGCCCUUUGGUGCAGGCCCGAUGGGGUGGGCAGCAAGUGAGGGACAAGUUGGCCACCUGGCUGCGACCACUGACCUUACCUGAACUUCAGCACUGCUUGGGCAUCGUUGGUGCUGAGGUGGCCCUAGAAGAGGCCCAUUGGAUGGAUGGUCUCGGUCUCCUGCCCUUGGCACUGGCAACGGACAUCCCCAUACAGUAUGAAAAGGUUGAUACCAACAGAGCAGUGGGAGAGCCUGUUGAAGGAAGAGAGAUGAGGUCUCAGCCAGUUCAUAAACUCCCUAUGAAGAAGAUCUUCACCAAAAAAAGCACUGGUUACUUACCUAAGGUUUCUGCCCAGGGCAGAGAAGUGGUAAACAUUCUAAAGACAGAGAAAUAUCUGAAGAAGAUCCAUUUCCUCUAUCUUAAUGUGGCUCCCAGCCGCUGCUUUAGGCCCUAUAACCUGAAGGUGGUGCCACCAAGCAAGGUGAAUCCUGAACACUACAUCUUCUCCCCCUUCGGGAUCCUGCACAUACACCCUGAGGAGGGCAGUGAGACAAUGACACUGGGUACCUGGCACCGCCACUCUGUUCUCUGGCAACAGCUCCAGUUCAUCCCAUUCUUUAAGUAUUGCCUGUUACGCAAGGCCUUGGCCAGCUGGAAGAAGAACGUGAGGUUGCAGCAGCUGCAUCGACUCCAGGAUGUUAUUGGGGAUCAUCUGCUCUCAGCUGUGCCCCAUUUUGGAGCUGGGCUACUCCACAUUAACAGGCUGUUACAGGAGCUGCGCUCUGUGUCCUGGCUACCUCAGGAGCCAGAAACGUCCUAUGAGCUCAUCGACCUGCAGAAAGCUCUGGCCAAGCAGAGCCACAAGGCUGCGCGGCUGCUGUGCCACUGCCUGAAGCUUUGCACGUCUGUUCUUCAUCUGGUUCAUGAUGACACAUACCACAUGCAACAGGGCCUGCAGGAGCGCGUGCAGAACUGCAACCGGAUCCGGAUAGGCCAAGGCUCCAUCUACCUUCAGAGGGUACAGCGCCAACAGCUGGAGAAGAAGCUGAAACAGGCAGAGCUCUGGUUGCUGCAAAUGGGAAAGUUUGCCCGUCUGGUCAACUACCUGAUUUGUCAGAGCCUUGUUUCUAUCUUGGAAGAUGAGAUUACUUCUUUCGUGUCCAACAUCCUGCAAGCUCCAAGGCAGAAACCCUUUCUCCUGUCCCAACUUGUCUUUAAUGAUCACGGCCAGCUGUCUCAUGUGCCUUGUGGUGAAAAUAUGAUCCGUAUUCUAACUGAGGGUCUACAUUCUAUCAAGGCUUCUGCUCUGCAGGUGAUCAAGACUAAAGACCUGAAGACUUCCAAAGAUUCUCUGCCUUCUGGAGAAGAAGAAGAGGAAGAGGAGGAUACAGAAUUUCUGGUACCUAAGUUCCAGAGCCAGCCCAGCGAUGCAGUACGCAUCUUUUGUGGCCCAAAUGUAGGAUUGGUGUGGCCGUGGAAAGCUCACUCAAUUAAUGAUAACUUGGUGGUCCGUGGGUGCAAGCUUCGGGGCCAUUAUUGGCCCACCAAUUACAAGCAGCUACAGGAGGACCUGGACAACAAUCGUGGAAUCCAGCAGGCACUGACUACGCAGCAGGCACUGCUGGAGGGCAUGCUGUGGGAGGUGCAGGAAUUCUGCAAGGAGCAUCACUGGAUAACAGAUAUUUAUGAGUUUGUACAAGCCUGGGGACCUCAGAAACUGGAGGACAUGAAAAACUGUCCUGUCAAGAAUUAUGUGAUGCUGGUGAGUCACCUGAACGCGUGGCAGGCCCGUGUCUCCAUGAUGCCUGUCGAGUUGCUCACAAAAGGCAAGCUGCUGCUGCUGAGCUGCAAUGAUGUGCAGGAAGAGUUAAAAUCCAAACUAGACCACAUGAGGAAGGACAUUUUUGCACAGGUACAGAAUGAGUGCUGGAGCCGCAGUCAGCAACUCAUGACAGAGCUCACAAAUUUCAUACAGGUCUUCCAAACCAUCAACUCCGACAUUCACACCAUUGCACACUGCUCCCAAAAGCUGAAUGAAGCCAAUGAACAGUACGUUCACUUGGAGGAGCGAGUGGAAUACAUCCAGUCCCUUCAUGAACUCAUCCGCAUCCACUUCAGCCUCUUCGCUGCUGAGAGUGAGGCCCUGGAGAAUUCGCUUCUAAAUGUGUGGGAAUCAUUUCAGUCUGAGAAAAGCCAGGCCUCAGAGUUCCUGCUUAGCAAGCGACAUGUGAUUGUGCCCAAGCUGCAGCAGCUGAUGGCUGCAGCGUUGGCAGAGCUGGAGAACCUGAUUGAAAAAGCUUUGUCUGGUCCUUUCAUGGACCCUACGCAAGAGCAGAGGAGCACUGAACGGCAGCUCAUCGCCCUGGAACGUCGAUUCCAGAGCACCGUCAGUCAUCUCAAUGAACUGCACUACGCCUACGCCGCCUUCACUGGGGAUGAGAAGCCUUUGCCUUUGCCCAUCUGUGGGACCCGUCCGAUCGUGCAGCAGCAGCGCAUCUGGCACCUGUACCGGGUCAUCUCUGAGAAUAUCAGUGAGUGGAAGUGCAUGGCUUUUGCUAAGUUCAAUCUGGCGAUGGCCCAGGAAAAAACAGAAGGCUGGCUGACAGAGGCAGCACGGAUGAGCACAACCCUGGGGAUGCACAGCCCGGUGCUGCAGCGCUGCAUGCGCAUGCUGGAAGAAUUUCGCAGCUUCCUGCCACUGCUCCUCAAGCUGAGCAGCCUCCCACUGCAGAGCAUCAGCUACCAAUCCCUUCUCCGAGAGUUGGGACUGGGCAGCGUCCCGAGUAUGGAACUCAUAACAUUGGGCCAGUUGCUCUCUUGUCCAUUGCUGGAGUAUACAGAUCGAAUUUAUCAGGUCUGGCAAUGUGAAAAUGAACGAAUUCAAGCCCAAGAGAGCCUACAGCGGGUACAGCGCCACUGGGAAACGCGCCAGCUACGCCUUCUCAACUUCAUCCUGCAUGUGCCCUACAAGCCCCCAGUCUCAGAGCACUCCAAGAGGCAGGCAGUCUACAGUUCCCAGUUGGAGGUCAUGGACAAGGAUAGCGGCACCUUUGUCCUGUCAGGCUACAGCAGCCUACAGGAUUCCAUCCAAGAAUGUCUCCAGACACUGCUCAACAUCCUGGCCACCCAAAAGUCAGGAGACUUACACAGAAUGGCUUUGGAGUGGCUGACCAUCAUGCAUAACUUGGAUGCCCUGCUGGAUGUGUGGGUGACUUUCCAGCAGAAGUGGAUUUUUCUGCAUAAAGUUCUGCAUGAAAUGAAGAUCCAGUUUCCAAAAGCUGAGCUGCACUCUCGUUUCAAGGCCAUGGAUGAUCAGUAUCGAACCUUGAUGUUCAUCUCUGUCGCUGACCCCAUGGUGAUGUCACUGAUUGUGCCCAGUGCCAAGAGGAGUCCUCACUUCCAAGGCCAGCAGCUGCAGCAGCUGCUGCAAACUGGGUCAAUGGAGCUGGAGGGCAUCAUCAUGGCUCUGGAGAACGUGCUGUAUGAAGUGUGUGCUCACUUCCCCCGCCUCUUCUUCCUCAGCGACAGUGAGCUGGUGGCCCUGUUGGCUGCCCCUAUAGAAUCCUUCGAGACCCAGCUGUGGGUACAACGCUGCUUUCCUCAUGUACGUGCUGUGAGCCUCAAGUCCAGUUCAACCGAAGAGAAAAGUACGGGCGAUGAGGAGUUGAGCCCAGGCACACAGUCUCAGGUAGAAGCGUUUGCUGUGCUAGGGGACAGUGGGGAGCAGGUGAAGCUGCGCAAGCCCCUUCGGCUGCAUCUAGAUCUUCCCAAGUGGCUGGCCUCUCUGGAGAAGUGUCUGCGCUUGACACUGGUGCAUACAUUGCAGGAUUGUGUGGCCACCCGCCUUACUCAUGACCCAUCCCUAGGUAAGGCCUUCAAGAAGGUGCACCCAAAAAGCCAGUUGUCACAGCAACUGUAUAUCCAUCACUGGCUAGAUUUAGUCCAGACCUUCCCAUGGCAGUGCGUGCUGAUAGCAGAAAAGGUGGUGUGGUGGGCUGAGAUGGAAGAGGCUCUGCUAGAGGGUGGGCUCCUGGCCAUGGUCCCUGAGCACAUGCACAAGCUUGAAGUACUGGUGCAAUUUUUACGGACCCAGAGGGGUUCCCAGGGUGAACAACCCCUGCUUUCUCCCCGCCAGACCAGCCUGCUUAGUGCCCUGCUGGUCAUGGCAGUGACUCACCGGGAUAUAGCACAGCUCUUUGAACAGCAUCAGGUAAGUGACCCAACAGAUUUCCACUGGGUCCGCCAACUCAAGUAUCACCUGGGUUCACCUCACUUGAUUCCCAAAAGCCCACUGCAGAAUCUUAAGACUGUUGCAUCUCCAGAGUCCUCUAUGCCACCACCUGCAUGUUGGGUAGAUGUACUGGGACGGUCCUUCCUAUACAAUUAUGAAUACCUAGGUCCAAGACUAGAACCACUACCUAUCCUGCUGCCUGAGCGACCAGUUUUGGUUCUGUUACUGGCCUUGGAGGAGGUGGCCUAUGGGACCCUAGUGGGCCCUGAAGGUGUGGGCAAGACAGCUCUGGUGAAUGGUUUAGCAUGGGUCCUGGGCCGCCAGCUGGUGAUGAUGCCUUGCUUGCCUCAGAUAGAGGCCCGCUGCCUGAGCAACUACCUUAAUGGUGCUCUGCAGGGUGGUGCCUGGCUGCUGUUGGAGACAGUUCACCAUCUGCCCCCUGGCUUGCUUUCUGCCCUGGGCCAGCGCCUGGCUGAACUGCACCACCUCUAUGCCCCUCUGUACCAGGAGGUCUCCCGAAACAUUGGGACCAUAGACCCCACCCAGCCCCAGCUACUUGGCAGUGGCUUCUUUGAGAAACACCAUGUGUCUGUAUGCCUUGGCUAUGGCUGUCUUCUGGCCUUGCGUGCCAUAGGCCCUGCUGUGCCUGCCAACCUGCACCUGUUACUACGACCUGUGUCAUUGGCACUGCCAGACCUACAGCAAGUGGCGGAGCUGACACUGCUGGGUGCAGGGCUACAGGAUGCCUCCCGCAUGGCUAUCCGCCUAUCCAAAUUCUUCUCUCUAGAGCGUGAGCUUGUGUCUGGGUCCCUGCCAGGCCGCUUGCCAUUGCUCAAGCAAAUAUUAGAAGACACAAUUCAAACACUAAAUGUGUCCAAGGUGGAACUCCAGUCCCAGCAGCCCCAGAGCCUAGCUGCCAUGGAGGAGGCUGCCCUGCUCCGUGCCCUGUUGCGCUCACCACUCUUCAACAUCCUUGAUGGGGCUCGCCUGCGCAACCUCCAAGAGCUGCUCCAUGGGCUUUUCCCUAAUGCCCGCCAAGUUCCGGCAGAGCCUGUGGCUCACAGGCUGAUAAAACCAUUAAUGGUGGAGGAAUUGCGACAGGUAGGUUUGUAUCCUGGCCCUGACACUCUGGCAUCCCUAGAUCAGCUGAGCCAAGCCCUGAACCGGUCUUCAGGCAUUCUGCUGUUGGGUCCUGCUGGCAGUGGCAAGACCACUUGUUGGCAAAGCUUAUUGAAGAUCCAGAAUCGGCUAACAGCCACACAGGACACCUCAACCCAGGGCUGUCAAUCUGUGGAAAUUGCCCACCUGUACCCCAGUGUGCUCAGCUCCCAAGAGUUCCUGGGAUGGUUAGAGGGCCCUUGCUGGCACCCUGGUGUCUUCCCCAGACUACUUCGAAUGGCUCCUCAGUAUAAUAGCAUAGCUACAACGGGGAAGACAGAGGAAUCAAAAGGGAUCCAGCACUGGAUAGUGUGUGAUGGGGCCUCCAGUGCUGCUUGGCUGGACUCCAUCACUUGCCUCUUGAGUGACCCUCCCCAGCUUAGCCUCCCCAAUGGCCAGCAGAUGGCACGACCUCCAGGCACCUUUCUCUUGAUGGAGCUGGCAGACACAACAGGAAUGUCCCCUACUUUGGUGGGCCGUUGUGCUCUAGUCUGGUGUGGUGGGGAACAAACUUGGCAGUCCAUGCUUACUGUCCUCAUGGCCACUCUGCCCCAUGAGUACCGUCUGCAGCUCAAAACUAUCACUGAACUCAACCGCCUAGCUGAAGUUCUGGUGCCUGCAACGCUCCGAUUCCUCACCCGUCAGGGUGCCAACUCUCUGCUGCAAGUACAUGGGCAGCAGGCUGUGUGCCCAGGCGUGGCUGAAGUCACCAGCCUGGCCCGCAUCUUACGUGGUCUACUUGACCCUCAUCUGCACCUAGAUAAGGAAGAAAAGCCAUAUAGCCCAGUUAUAAUGUCUACUGCAGAGGAUUUCCUCUAUGAAGAUUAUGUAGUCCCAAGUGACAUUUCUUCUAAAAGUAUCUCUCAACCCAAGACCCAGUUUGACAGUGACAGUGAACCAAAUAAGCAAAGGGAACAUUUGAGGGCUGUCAGCAGCUUUGUUUUUGCCCUCAUCUGGAGCUUUGGAGCCCACCUUCCUUCUAGGCUCUGGCCCCUCUUUGAUACCUUCAUGAGGAAUUCUAUUGGCUGCCUCUCCAACUACCCUGAUUUGCCACGCUCAGUCUUGGUAUUUGAUCUUCAUGUUAACCCUGAAGAUGGGACAUUGGUCCCUUUCACCGGCCAAUACCUGAGCAGCCGUAUCAAGGGACCUUUGGGAACCUUCCACCCUUGUACACAGACUGAACGACUUCUGUACAUGGUGGACCUGCUUCUGUCCAGGGGACAACCCGUAAUGCUAGCUGGAGAGGCAGCCACGGGAAAAUCCACCUUUGUGGAGGUGCUCGUGGAGCCAAACCACCCUUACACCUACACCGCCAUCCACCCUGCCUUCAAUUCCGCCCACCUUCGCCUGCUGCUGAGCAAAGGAUUCCAGGGGCAAGCAAAAGGCAGCUCCUGGUCUGGGCUACAUCUGGAUUCUAAAGGCUACAUCCUCUUCCUGCUGGAGGAUUUGCACCUGGCUGCUUCUGACCCAGAGAAGAGCUGCCAACCAGUGCUGGAGGGCCUGCGGCAGGCCAUGGGUGGUACCGUGUAUGUUCACAACACAUUGGAGCUGCAGUCACUGCAACCUAUAGUCAACUUCCUUGCCACUGCCACAGUGCCAGGAAGCUAUGAGCGCCCCCUGUGCCCACGUCUCUAUAGACUUUUCACAGUGCUGGCCCUAGGCAGCAUGACCCAGACCACCUUGCUGAGCAGGCAUACUCCUAGCAUCCAGUCCUGGCUUGAGCGCUUCCCAUCUAUAGAACAGGGGAGUGUUCUGGCAAGAGCCCUGGUCCGGGCCUCUGUGGAGGCCUGGGAGGCCAUGUGCAAAUGCUUCUUGCCUUCACCCCUUCACCCACACUAUCGCUUCUGCCUGCACUCUGUGAGCCAUCUUCUGGGCAGUCUGCAGCUACUGCCUACCAGAAUGGGUUCCCGAAGUGGCACAGACUGCCUGAACCACCAGGAGCACUUGCGUAGGGUGUCAGGCUUGCGUGGCACCCGCCUGACUGUCAUGAUGGCCUUGCGCAAUAUGGUGCGUCUUUGGUUGCAUGAGGCCCAAAGAACCUUUUGUGACCGACUUGACACCCCUAGGGAACGCUCUGACUGUGCCAAUAUGCUCCUCGAAAUAACUCACAAUGUCUUCUGCUGUGGGGUAUGUUCCCAGUAUGUAGGCAAGGACCAUGAAGAUGAGGAGAGGGAGAAGGUACCUGAAGUGGAAUCUGAAGGAGAGUUGGCUCAGUGGGAGGACCUAAGUAACAGUGGCAGCGAGACAGAGGAGGAAGAGGACCCCUAUGGCCUUCGUGUCACCACAGUUUCACACACUGGCGAUACAUGCCUAGCACCAUCCAUAAGGCCAGCAAGCAGGGAGACUACCGAAAGCAUAAGUCACCAGAUAGGGCAAGAGGAAGCCACAAAGGCUGGUAGCUACAGGCUCCAGGGAAAGAAAGCUAAAAAUAUGUGGCAGAAGGCACUCCAGACAGACCUGGUCUCACCUCUGUUGCUGCCAGUGUUGCUACUCCGUCCUCAGGAAAAGUCCUCGGACUUAGUCUUUAGUCAGAAGCUGACACUGGCGUCCAACUCUGACAGCCCCAACUUGUACCUGGAACGGCAGUGGGAGACAUUGGAGGAGCAGCUAGCCACCUCAGCUGCCCAGCUGGGGCUGAGCCCUCACCUUGCUCGAUGCCACUCUAUGGCCCAGCAUGUGGCCCGUCUGGUCCGGGUACUGGCCAGACCCAGGCAGCAUGGCCUACUGCUCUCAGGGACUCUGGGAACUGGGCGCCAUACUGCCGUCACUCUGGCCACUAGCAUUUGUCAGGUACGCCUGUUUCAUCUGCCAUCCGAGUCAGAGAAGGCUAUUCUUCAAUGCCUACGAGAUGCCAGCUGGCAUGCUGGCAUGUUAAAUCAGCCAGCAGCCCUGCUGGUUGCUAAUGUUGCAAAUCUCAGAACUUUCCACCGUUUGCUAGCCCUAGCCACCUCAGGCAGUUUCCCUGACCAGUACACAGAGUCAGAUCUGGACAGCAUUGAAGAACAACUGCCCAGGGAGAACCUCAGUGCCAAACAUAACUUGAAGAAGGAAUUCGUGUUGCGGAGGUUCUACCAGCAAGUGAGCAGCCAUCUGCACAUGUUCUUCCUGAUUGGAGAUGACCAGGCCCACAAGCAGCUACCUUCUACCCUUUUUCUGAGGCUCCUUCAAUUAACCAUCGCCAGCAUCGACCGCUAUGAACCGUGGAAUCAGGCUGCCCUGGUCAAAGUGGCCAAAUACCACCUGGGAAGUGUUCCGAAUCUACCCCAUGAUGAUGAGCCCGUUGAGGUCCCAUCAUUUCUUCUGCCCUCCUUUUCCUUUUUUCCAACCAACUUACAAGAGCAGGUUAAAGCCAUGACCACUGUAGGUUCCUUGAAAUACCCAGACCUCCAUGCCUCAAUUCCCAGUGUGGCCAAAGCCAUGGCCUUCAUCCAUCUUUCGGCUGCCAGCUAUCUUGAACACUUGUGCCCUGCAUUGCCACUUGUCACUCCUAAAACCUUCCUGGACUUCCUGAACACCUUUCUGCUGCUGCAUCAACAGUUUACCUUGAAGAUGGAGAAUAGCGCUCAGAGAAUCCAGAAUGCCCUGGAGAACCUGCGCAUGCUGAUUGAGCAGCACAGUACUUUCACCAGCCUGGUCUUCAACUUGGAACAGCAGCUGAAAGGCUCCCACAAGAAUGUCAGCGCAUUUCAGCAGCAGCUAGAGCAAAGCAAACUCCAGUACAAGCGACAGUUGUUGGAAUGUCGGCACCAGGAGCACCUCAUUGAGAACCUGAUCAAACAGCGGGAUGCCCUUCAGGCUCAGCAAGAGGCUUUCCUGGAGCAGAUGGGCAAGGCAUUUCUGGGGCCUUUGAGCCAGCUGCAGGUGACUGACUUUGAGGAGAUAAGGAGCUACCGAGCACCACCAGACUCCGUGAUCCGUGUGACUGAUGCAUUGUGUGACCUGUUCCAUCGUGACACUGGCUGGGCCAGUGCCAAGCAGCUGUUAUGCACAGAGGAUUUUUAUCAGGAGCUGGUGUUCUUCCCCAAGGAGAAGAUGACAGACUCAGAGCUAAUCAAGCUAAACCAAGCUCUGAAAGCUCCAGGUAUGAGUGAGGCAGCCCUGCAAGCCGUGAGCAUGCCUGCAGCAAACUUGGUAGCCUGGUUAUGGGCUCUGCUGUGCUAUGGGCUGGCACAGCGCCGGGGACUGCCCACAGGCCUGCUGCUGAGGCAGGUGGAGAUGACGCUGGCUCGGGAGCAGGCCCGCCUCAGCUAUUACCAGUUUCAGGCCCAGGAGAUGCUGGAGCAUACUUUGGCUCUGACAACCAAACUUGAAGAGGCCCAAGCUUCCCACAACCAAGCACUGGAGACCCUCAGUCAGGCACAAUAUGGUCAGUUUCACAAAUGGCCCAUAGAAGCUGCAUUGCUCACGCCCAUGCAUACCUGGACUACACAGCUACAGAAAUUGAAGGUGCGUUGCAUGACUCUAUUUGGAGACAUCCUCUUAUGUUCGGCUGCCAUCGUCUACCUGGGUCCCUUCCCACCUCUGCGGCGUCAGGAGCUACUAGACAAGUGGCUAGCCCUGUGUAGGGGCUAUCAGGAGGCUCUGUGCCCAGAUGAUGUGGCACAGACACUGAAGCAGGGGCAGAAAUCUGUCGCCAAAACACCAAAGAAUCCCCUGCUGCCCGUAAGCUCUCCUUUCAGUAUCCUGUCCUUACUGAGCUCUGAAUCGGAGCAGUACCAGUGGGACCGAGAACUGAAGCCCCAACCAAAGUCAGCCCGCCUGGCAGGCCUGCUCCUGAGAAGCCGCACCCACUACAACAGCUGCCGUUGGCCUCUGCUGCUUGACCCCAGCAACCAGGCUCUCAUGUGGCUGAACCCAUUGCCUCUGGAAGAGACUGGAGACUUGGCACAACUCCCUGCCAAAGACACAGACUCAGGCCUCAUGGCCAAACAAGACCAACAGAAUGAACAAGAGGAUGCAGAAGAGGAAUAUGGUAACAUUGAGGCUGAGGAGAAGACAAAGGAGCUGAAGGCAGAGGAAAGCAAAAUUGAGAAGAAAGAGCAAGACAAGAGAGAAACAGGAGAGGAGGAGAGUGAGACAGAGAGUCGGGGGUCGAAGUCGGCCUCUGAGACUCGGUCUCCACCUCUGCUCUACCUCAGUGUGCUCUCUGGUGCUGACUCAGAGCUGGGGCCCCAGCUCUGUCAGGCGGCUGCCAGUGGCCUCCCUGUGCUCCUAACCAACAUGGAACUGGGCCUGGAAUGUCAAGAACUGCAGUGGCUGCUGCAGCGGGACCAGCUGAGCCCACUCCAGGUGCAGCCUGGCUUCUGUCUGUAUCUGAGCACUACCCUUCCCCUCCAUGCCUUGGAAAAAGUGCUAGGUUGUGAACUGCCAAAGGGUCUGAAUGUGCUGGAUCUGGGCCAGAACAUGGAAAUACUGGAAGAGCAGGUGCUACAUGAAAUCUUGUACAGAGAGCGUCCUGAGCUCGAGAACCGCUGGAGGGACAUUAAACUGAGAGUCCUGGAUGCUCACAAGGCUGUGGAGGCCUCUGAGGAGCACCUGCUGCUGAUGCUGCUGCACCAAGACCCAAAGCAUCAGAAACCAGCCAAGUUUCUGCGGGAUAUGGUGAGGGCCCAGGCAGAGCUGUGUCAGCUGCGUGCCUACUGCGAGGAAGUAGAAGAGCAGAAGAUAAAGGAGGUGGUAUCAUGGGUACCAUAUCGGCAUGUGGCUUGGCAUGUGAUGGCCAUAGUAAAGGCCCUAAGCCCACUGCAGAACCUGCUGCCACUUUUCCGUGUGAGCCCAGAGAACUGGCUGGCAGCCACCAAGCAAGCUCUGGACCACAUGAAACCACAUGACAUUCUGCAUGGGGAGGACCUGGACAGCCAUCUGCUGCAGCUGAAAAUACAUCUGACCCAUGAGCUGCUGGGCAGUACAGUGACUGCACUGGGCCUGACCCAAGUACCCUUGGUGGGAACCUUGGGGAGUUUGGCUCUGUUGCAAGUGGCAGGGAAAGCAACGAAGCUUGAGAGGCUGGCCCUCUGGCCUGGGCUGGCAGCUUCUCCCAGCACAAGCCACAGAAAGCCAGACGUGGCUCGACCUGCCUGGCUGGGGCCAAAAGCCUGGCAGGAAUGCGGGGUGUUGGAGAUGCUGCCUCCAUUUGUUGGGCUGUGUGCAUCCUUGGCAAGCCAUUCAAGCAUGUGGCAAGCUUACUUGUCACUACCGUCCACUGUGCUGGGACCUGCGCCUGGGCCUGGGUCUGAGCCACUCAGCCUCCUCCAGAAGUUGAUCCUGUGGCGCGUGCUGCGACCUGAGUCCCUGGCAGGUGUCCUGAAAGACUUCACCACAAGCUUAUUGGGCCGCCCCCUGGAUGAAAACCUGAGGACACCUAUCAUUCCAUUGGAACACAGCCGGGCUACUCAACCCAUACUGAUCUUGUUGCCACCACCUAAUCAGCCUAGAAACACCCUCCAUCCUUUGACUGUAAUCGAGAGAUUGGCCUCCAAGCAUGAACAGGGACAGAAGCGUCUACAGGUGAUAGCCCUAGGCUCUGAAGCCUGGGACCCUGUCCCAGCCGUGAAAAGCACUCUUUGCCAGGCUGUGAUGGAAGGACACUGGCUGGUGCUGGAUAACUGUCAUCUGAUGCCUCACUGGCCAAAAGAGCUGCUACAGCCCUUGCUGCAGCUGCUGGAUGGAGCCAAGGUGGUCUCGGAUACAGAAUCUGAGUUGCUUUCAGAGCAGCCUGAAGGCAGGAGUGUGGCCACUGUCCACAAGGACUUCCGUCUUUGGCUUAUCAUGUCUGCAGAGGCCAGUGCUUCCUUGCCAGCUAUGCUGACUCAGCACUCUAUGCCUGUUUUCUGGGACCAGUCCCUGGAGCUGGGCCACGUCCUGAUCGAUAGUGUGGAGCUAGCCCAGCAAGGACUCUACAUGCAACCCCCUUACCAGGCACUGCCUCUGCUCUUUCUACACGGCCUCCUGCUUUACCGGCAGCUCUAUGGAGUGAGGCUGCAGGGCCACAGGGGGCGCUGGACUCAAGUAACCCUGACCCAGGUCCUUCAGACCCAAGAUCGGUUGUGGGACACUCUGAGCAACCCCAGUACUGCCAUGCAGGAGCUGACUGCUUCCGUUUUCUACGGGGGUUCCCUGGGGGACACAGAGGACAGAGAGGCUCUGGCUAGCCUGGCACACACCUGCCUGAACCUUAUCGACGGGAGCUCGGCCCAACCACACACACCUCAGUGUCUGCUGGCCACCCUGACACCCAGCCCAGAGCUAGAGCAGCUGGAUGCCAUAGCAGAGUGCAAGGCCCAGAUGUACCUACUGCCCACACCACCUGAUCCUCGCAUCUGCGGCCUGACCGAGGGCCCCCAGGCCUGGUUGUCGCGACGCCAGAGUCGCGCGCUCCUGAGCGCGCUGCAGCAGAGUUCAUCCACGUGGGUUCCCGCUGCUCCCAUCGGCUCCCGGCGCCCGGAAAGGCGGCUGCGGCAACGUAUAGUGCAAGCUCGCCGGAGGCUGGAGGCCUUGCAGGCUCUGUUGAGCGACACCACUCGGCUCGAGGAGCCUGCCGCCUCGUGGGAUGUGCCGGGGCAGAAUGCGCAGAAGCCUCUGAAGUGCUUCCUGGAGAGAGAGGCGCUGCAGCUGGGCCAGCUGGCGAACGUGCUCCAGCGAGACCUCGACUGCCAGUUGCAACAGCUCAAGGGCGCGCCCCCAUGUCCCUCCCAGCGCUGCGCCGCUGUGGCCCACGCUCUCUGGCUCGGCCGCCUACCCACGCCUUGGCGAUCGCAUGCACCCGCCGGUCCGCAGCCGCCCUGGCACUGGCUGCGGCAGCUGUCGCGCCGUGGGCAACUGUUGGUUCGCUACCGAGGCCGUGGCGCGGAAGUAUCAGAGCGCGUCUUUCAUCUGUCAGCCUUUUGCCACCCGCGCCGCCUGCUGCUAGCAUUGUUUUGGGAAGCCUCGCUGAACCGGUGUGCACCCAGAUGGAGCUGCCCUGAUAGCCAAGGCAUAGACUCCAGUCAGCACCCAAAUAAAUGCCAGGAGAUAUACAGCAACGCUCUACGCCUACUGGUGGAGAAUGACCCGAAUCCCAAGGUUCCGGAGAUGGGUCUGCUGCUGAUCGGGCUGCAGCUCCAGCACGCCGAGUGGGACCCGGUAGCCGGGGCUUUGCAGGACAGCUCUUGCAGCCAACCCAGCCCUCUGCCGCCGAUCAGCGUCAGCGCACAGCUCCCUGGUGCCAACGACCCGCCAACCCACACCAGUCUGGCCGUGUAUUCCUGUCCUGUGUACUUGGCAGGGCCCCUUGGCACCACUAAGAUGCACAGCGGUAACAUCUUGAUGCAUCUGCCCCUACCGACGAAGCUCAGCCCGGCCAUCUGUAUCCAACGGAGAGUUCACGCGUGCAGCCCACCCUUGCAAUGAG